Molecule: messenger RNA, 5700 nt
Organism: Danio aesculapii
Lineage: Eukaryota; Metazoa; Chordata; Actinopteri; Cypriniformes; Danionidae
Product: NACHT, LRR and PYD domains-containing protein 3
Exons: 9
Coding region: 336-4628 (1430 amino acids)
Molecular function (GO): protein binding
Source: RefSeq, a predicted model, not a curated record
UUUUGAAGUCCAGAUAGUGGUCUGAAUCUAGUCUGCCUUGGUCUGCAGCUGGAUAUCCCAAUAUUAUCCUCGAUUCUCGCGGUGUAAUUAAAAAAAAAAAUACUAAUUUGAGAUGUCCUGCAAAAUGACCGAACUCUUCAAUGGAUAUUGAGAAGCAACCGUUAUUUUGGAGUUAUGAAGUGACUUCAGUUACUACAAACGGAAGUGAAACGAACCACAUCGAGCGAUUCAUGUUUUAAUAACGUCAGUAUUGACUUACAAGUUGAUUAUUUCCUUAUCACAGAGUGCAAAUUCUAUCAUACAUCUUUGUCCUUAUUUAUGGCAUUGCCUGUAAAAUGAGCCUCGAUUUAAAGAGAAAGAAGGAAGAUGUUCAGACAGCAUCUUCAGGAUCCAGCUGUGUGUCUCAGAAAAGUGCCGAAUCCCUCCCACAGCCUCCUAAUUUCAGUCUGACAACACCAUCUCCAGAAUCCAAGCCUACCACAGUUACCCCAGACAUUGCCUGUAAAAUGAGUCUCGAUUUGAAAAAGGAGGAGGAGGAGGAGGAUGUUCAGACAGAUGAAGCAGCAUCUCCAGAAUCCAGCUCGGUGUCUGUGAGAAGUGUUGAAUCCAUCCCACAGCCUCCCAAUUUCAGUCUGACAACACCAUCUCCAGAAUCCAGCUUGGUGUCUGUGAGAAGUGUUGAAUCCAUCCCACAGCCUCCUAAUUUCAAUCUGAGAACACCAUCUCCAGAAUCCAGCUCGGUGUCUGUGAGAAGUGUUGAAUCCAUCCCACAGCCUCCCAAUUUCAGUCUGACAACACCAUCUCCAGAAUCCAGCUCGGUGUCUGUGAGAAGUGUUGAAUCCAUCCCACAGCCUCCUAAUUUCAAUCUGAGAACACCAUCUCCAGAAUCCAGCUCGGUGUCUGUGAGAAGUGUUGAAUCCAUCCCACAGCCUCUUAAUUUCAGUCUGAUGACACCAUCUCCAGAAUCCAGCUCGGUGUCUGUGAGAAGUGUUGAAUCCAUCCCACAGCCUCCUAAUUUCAAUCUGAGAACACCAUCUCCAGAAUCCAGCUCGGUGUCUGUGAGAAGUGUUGAAUCCAUCCCACAGCCUCCUAAUUUCAAUCUGAGAACACCAUCUCCAGAAUCCAGCUCGGUGUCUGUGAGAAGUGUUGAAUCCAUCCCACAGCCUCUUAAUUUCAGUCUGAUGACACCAUCUCCAGAAUCCAGCUCGGUGUCUGUGAGAAGUGUUGAAUCCAUCCCACAGCCUCCCAAUUUCAGUCUGACAACACCAUCUCCAGAAUCCAGCUCGGUGUCUGUGAGAAGUGUUGAAUCCAUCCCACAGCCUCCUAAUUUCAAUCUGAGAACACCAUCUCCAGAAUCCAGCUCGGUGUCUGUGAGAAGUGUUGAAUCCAUCCCACAGCCGCCUAAUUUCAAUCUGAGAACACCAUCUCCAGAAUCCAGCUCGGUGUCUGUGAGAAGUGUUGAAUCCAUCCCACAGCCGCCUAAUUUCAAUCUGAGAACACCAUCUCCAGAAUCCAGCUCGGUGUCUGUGAGAAGUGUUGAAUCCAUCCCACAGCCGCCUAAUUUCAGUCUGACAACACCAUCUUCAAAACCUAAGACUACCAAAAAGCAGAGAACAAUGAGUUCUGGACUGAAGAGAGGUGCUGCAGUCAGAUCAAUGACUUACCAACACAAAACAUGCAUGAAGAACAAAUAUGAGAGAUUAUUUGAGGGAAUCAAUCUAACAGAGAACCAAACCCUCCUGAACAGGAUCUACACACAGCUCUACAUCAUAGAAGGAGAGAGUGAAGGAGUGAAUGAAGAACAUGAGGUUUUACAGAUGGAGAAAACAGCCAGAACACAAGACACUCCAAUCUACUGCAAUGACAUCUUUAAACCCCUAAAUAAACCAGAGCAUGAGGAGAAAGACCAAAUCAAGACCGUUCUCACUAAAGGCAUCGCUGGAAUUGGAAAAACCGUCUCUGUGCAGAAGUUCAUUCUAGACUGGAGUGAAGGAAAAGCCAAUCAGGAUGUAGAUUUCAUGUUUGUGCUUCCAUUUCGAGAGCUGAACUUGAUUAAAGAUCAUCAGUACAGUCUUCACAGACUUCUGCUGGACUUUCAUCCUGAACUUCAAGAUCUGGACUCAGAGAUGUAUGAGGAGUGUAAAGUCGUGUUCAUCUUUGAUGGUCUGGAUGAAAGCAGAAUCCCACUGAAGUUUUCAGACGUUGAGAGAGUUAGUGAUGUGAAUGAGUCUUCAUCAGUGGCUGUGUUGAUGUCAAACCUCAUCAGAGGAGAUCUGCUUCCCUCUGCUCUCAUCUGGAUCACCUCCAGACCAGCAGCAGCCAAUCAGAUCCCCUCAAAAUACAUCCACCGUCUGACAGAAAUUCAGGGAUUCAAUGAGCUUCAGAAGGAGGAAUAUUUCAGGAAGAGAAUCAGUGAUGUGGGUCAAGCCAGCAGAAUCAUCUCCCACAUCAGAAGAUCCAGAAGCCUCCACAUCAUGUGUCACAUACCCGUCUUCUGCUGGAUCUCAGCCACUGUGCUUCAGAAGCUCCUGAACCAAGAUGACAGAGCAGAAAUCCCUCAAACUCUGACUGAAAUGUACAUCCACUUCCUACUGACUCAGAUCAACACGAGGAACCAGAAGUAUGAAGAGAGAGAUCCAGAGAAACUCCUAGAGUCCAGCAGAGAUGUGAUUGUGAAACUUGCUGAACUGGCUUUCAAUCAGCUGAUGAAGGGCAAUGUGAUGUUCUAUGAGGAGGACCUGAUUGAGAGCGGCAUUGACGUCACUGACGCCUCAGUGUAUUCUGGAAUUUGCACUGAGAUCUUUAAAGUGGAAUCUGUGAUUCAUCAGAGGAAAGUCUACAGCUUCAUUCAUCUCAGCUUUCAGGAGUUUCUCGCUGCUUUCUUUGUGUUUUACUGCUAUGUAGUCAAAAAUGAGAGGGCGUUGAAGUUGUUAUUAGGCCCCAAUAUCCAUUCAACCCUACAACAAUGUAGAUGCGUUUUCGGAAUUCAUUGGGAUGGUCCUGAAAUGCAUUUGUCUAAUCUUUUAAGUGAAGCAGUUCUUGAAUCUUUAAGGAGUGAAAAUGGACACCUGGAUCUUUUCUUGCGGUUCCUGCUGGGUGUCUCACUGGAGUCCAAUCAGAAACUCUUUCAGGAUCUACUGCCACACACAGAGAGCUCCUCAGAAAGCAUUAAGAGGAUCACACAGUUCAUUAAAGAUAAAAUUAAGGGCAAACAGCCUUCACGUUCUAUACCUACUAGUUUAGGAAUACGUUCAUGUGAGAAUUUAAAGCCAAAUAAUUUGAGUGCCUCAGCUGAAAGAUCCAUCAAUCUGUUCCUCUGUCUGCUGGAAAUGAAGGAUCAGACUCCACACAGAGAGAUUCAGGAAUUUAUGAUAUCAGAACAUUUUACUAUGAGUCCACUUUCUUCCUCUCACUGCUCAACAAUCGCCUACAUCCUUCAGAUUUCAGAGGAGGUGCUGGAUGAGUUUGAUCUGAAGAGAUACAAAACAUCAGAUGAGGGCAGAUGGAGACUGAUACCAGCUGUGGUGAACUGCAGAAAAGCUUUACUUGACUGCUGUAAUCUCACUGGUCAGUGCUGUGAAAGUCUGUCUUCCUGUCUACAAUCAUCAAAUUCACUGAGAGAGCUGGACCUCAGUCACAAUGACCUGCAGGAUUCAGGAGUGAAGCUGCUCUCUGAUGGAUUGAAGAGUUCACAAUGUCAACUUGAGAUACUUAAACUUGCUGGCUGUAAUCUCACUGGUCAGUGCUGUAAAGGUUUUUCUUCAUUGCUACAAUCAUCAAACUCACUGAUAGAGCUGGACCUGAGUCUCAAUGACCUGCAGGAUUCAGGAGUGGAGCUUCUCUCUGAUGGACUGAAGAGUGUACAUUGUCAACUGGAGAAACUGAGAUUAUCUGGCUGCAUGGUUACAGAGGAAGGCUGUUGUUUUCUGGCUUCAGCUCUGAGGUUAAACCCCUCACACCUGAAAGAGCUGGAUCUGAGCUACAAUAACCCUGGAGAAUCAUUAGCCGAGCUGAUCUCGGAUCCAAACUGCAGACUGGAGAAACUCAAUGUGGAUCAUGGAGGAAAGAUCAAGGCAGGACCACAGAAAUAUGCAUGUAAUCUCACACUGGAUUUAAACACGGCCAGCACUUAUCUCGCUCUGUCUGAGGGGAACAGAAAGGUGACACGUCUGCGAGAAGAGCAGCCGUAUCCUGAUCAUCCAGAGAGAUUUGAUGAGUACAAUCCUCAGGUUCUGUGUAAAGAGAGUCUGACUGGACGCUGUUACUGGGAGGUUGAAUUGAGUGGUGGGGAGAUCUACAUAUCAGUGGCGUAUAAAGGAAUCAGCAGGAAAGGAUGGAAAAAAGAAUGCUGGAUGGGAUUAAAUGACAUGUCUUGGAUACUAAACUGCUUUUAUAAGACAUUCUUCGUCAGACACUAUAAUAAAUUUGAAUUAUUAGAAAAAUUCACCUGUCCCAUUAACAGAGUAGGAGUGUUUCUGGACUGGCCUGCUGGCACUCUGUCCUUCUACAAUGUCUCUGACACAAACACACUCACACUCCUACACACAUUCAAAACAACAUUCACUGAACCACUGCAUGCUGGAUUUAGGAUUGGCUGGGACUCAUCAGUGUCUCUGUGUGAUAUAUAAUCCACUUUCAUCAGAAAUAUCGUAGAGACUGAUGAGUAAACAAACGCAUUCACGUUUUCUGUCUUUAACUCACACCUGUAAAACUAUGUAUUUGUCCUGAUUAAGCUAUUUGACAAAAUUUGUGCGAUCAAAAUUAACAUAAUCCUUGUCUAUAAACACAACUAUGCUUGUUACGUGUUCAGGAAUGCUGUGGGUUAAUCUGCACUGCCAUCCUAUUGAUGUUAUUAUUUACAUACGAGCAGGCGCAGCCAUUGAAGUUUUCUUGGAUUAAAACCUCCGGCUUCAUUCACUUAUAUUGAUUUUUAAAUGUUAAAAACAGCUUGUUAAGCUUUUUGAUGUUGCAAACCGAUAUUUUAUUGUUACAUUAUUCUAUUUUUUAUGUAUAGUCAUGAACACAGUUUGUAGAGAAAGUCAUUUGAGCAUUUUUCUGCCGUUUAUUAUUCCUAGUCAUUUCACCCAUAGGCAGCUGAAUGGGAUGUUCUAAAACUGUUUGUCCGCUAAGACUUAAACAGUGUUUUAAGGCCUUUUAAAGGGCAGUUAUUUGACCCAUUUUUCAAGAUUUACGAUUUCUGUUGUAUCUCCAGAAUGUGUUGGUAAGUUUCAGCUCAAAACACCCAUCAGAUUAUUUAUUAUACCUUUCAGAACAUAGGAAUUUUCUGCUCUAACACAAUGUAGCUGUUUUUGUGGCCUGUACCUUUAAUGCUUGUUCUCCCUGCCCACCGUUCCCACGUGCCUGUCAGAGUGUGCCUCAAUCUCCGGCUGCGUCAGAUAAACAGCACAGUGACAGACAUGAAGGAAGCAGAUCUCACGUAACGUUUGUGAGAAAUACUACAGUAAGAACUUUCCCAAUGAUUAUUUGAUGUGUGUGUUGUGGAGUUGCAUUGAUGAGUCACACAAAAUGUCGUUACAAAGUUCACGCAUACACACACAGCGGACACACACAUAAGGCGCAAGCGUUUAACUUUGCACUGUUUUCGCAUGGCAAAUGUAACAGGAUACAUGUUAAUAUCCACUGUUGUAUGGAUAUCCGUUAUGUUAAUGUACAAAAUAAACCUGAUUUAAGGUCCACAAA